Hypomesus transpacificus is the source of this 5339-nucleotide messenger RNA. RefSeq names its product calpain 3a, (p94) (gene capn3a). NCBI's taxonomy places the organism in Eukaryota, Metazoa, Chordata, Actinopteri, Osmeriformes, Osmeridae. Gene Ontology annotation, molecular function: calcium ion binding; calcium-dependent cysteine-type endopeptidase activity. Gene Ontology annotation, cellular component: cytoplasm. The coding region runs from base 1478 to 3619 and encodes 713 amino acids. The record is from RefSeq and is a predicted model, not a curated record. The transcript has 22 exons. Gene Ontology annotation, biological process: proteolysis; negative regulation of apoptotic process.
AGAGGAGGAGGAGUAGGGUCUGGGACUGGAGGAGUAGGGGGCCAGAGGAGGAGGAGGAGUAGGGGCUGGGACUGGAGGAGUAGGGGGCUGGCGGUGGAGGAGAAGUACAUUUGAUUCACAUAACAAAUGCUUUUAUCAUACAAAUAAUAAUCUUAUUUUCGGAUAUCUCAUCUCAGCUAAAGUGCAACAAUAACUUCUCAAGGACAAUGUGACGUAGUAGCUUUGUAGUAUAGCAAUUCAUAGUUUCGUACUUUAUACAUAGCAGAACAUAGCAGUACUUUAUAUAGUAUAGUACUUUAUAUAGUAUAGUACUUGAAAGUAUAGUACUUUUAUAAUACUUGUUUAAAUAACAUGUACCAGGGAUAGACCUAGUCCACUGCAAUAUGAAGAAUAUUUAAAUGUUGUUUGAUUGUGAAUAAGCAGGAGGUUAGUGGUGAUGAAAAAAAAAUGCUGACUUUGUAAUGAUUUCGCACAGUAUAGGCAAGAUAUCUUGCCUAAGAAAAUAAAAACCCUGUACGUCAAACAUCAACCGGUCGCUAUUCCGUUGUGAAAGAGGAGCUGGUUUGUGUCUAUGAUGCGUAUCUGUCAUGACCAGUGAAGAAAGCCCUGGCCUGGUGACCUCACCUGGUCCCAGGUGGAUAAAGGUCAGGCCCAGGGGUUGUGGUCUGCUUUGUGUGCGCUUCUGUUGUUGCUGUGGGAGGAUUGUGGCUAAGGUGGCGAAACUUAAAGGAUAGACUUGACCUGUCCUCGAGGUUUGGGUUAGUGCUCGAUCCUAAAGGAGGGGUGGGUGUGAUUCACCAUGGGCACUUUGACACGCCCGCAUUGAUGUCAAACAACCCGUCGGCCAAAUCCUGGCUAGUUCGCCAUAAACGGCCUAAUGAGCACUAUUGUGACAUCACUCUCCACCAGGAAGAGAGUGUGUAAUCCCCAUCGUUUGUUGUGACUGAGUCGACCCGGUCUGCGGGCCGUCGACCGACACCCCACCACGCAGUACUGAAGGAUAAAAAUGACGGCCAGUGCUGGCCAGCUCGCUGGCUGAGCGGGGCCUGGUUCUGCUGAAACUGCUCGAUGCUGAGCUCCAUUGAGAACAGGUUUAGACAGGUUUGAAUGCCUUCUGCUGAGGCAGGCCAUCCCCGGACCACCCUUUACAGGCCCUGGGAUGCUGCCCAUUGGCCUUUGUGUCACUCAACAAUGAUGCCACGAGAGAGCCACCACCAGGACCAGGUCAUUGUGUCACUGACCAAUGAGAACGCAACAAAAAGGUGUGUGCGUGUGUUGCGUUGUGCUUGCUGAAUGUAAACGUGAGUGUGGAGUCAAUGUCCCACAGGUCUUGCUCCAUGACCUCUGAGCACCACGUCACACCGACACGCAGCCAAUCAGAGGUCAGCUGUUUGGAUUUAUGCCAGGGUUUUUAGGCUUGUAAGACUUUAGUAGAAGUGGCAAAAGCCAGUUAAAAAAAACAACCAGGCGUGACAAAAUGCCCUACACACCGGCUGGCUUCUUCUGUGACCGGUUGAUCCGGGAGAGAGAGAGGAGAGAUGGGGAAGGCUCGCUCAGCAAGCCCCUGCGCUUCAGCGGGCAAGACUACAGCACCCUGAAGCAGGAGUGCCUGGAGAAGAAGAACCUGUUUGAGGAUGAAACCUUCCCAGCCUCUGUGGAGUCUCUGGGCUUCAAGGAGCUGGGCCACAAGUCCAACAAGGUCAAGAACAUCGUGUGGAAGAGGCCCAAGGAGAUCUGUGAGAACCCUCAGUUCAUUGUGGGCGGAGCCAGCCGGACAGACAUCUGCCAGGGAGAUUUGGGUGACUGCUGGCUGCUAGCCGCCAUUGCCUGUCUGACUCUGAACGAGAAGCUGCUUUACAGAGUCGUUGAUCAUGAGCAGAGCUACACUGACGGCUACGCUGGCAUCUUCCACUUCCAGUUCUGGCGCUAUGGCGACUGGGUCGACGUCGUCAUUGACGAUCGAAUCCCCACCUUCAACAACCAGCUGGUGUUCACCAAGUCAGCUGAGAGGAACGAGUUCUGGAGCGCUCUUCUGGAGAAGGCCUACGCCAAGCUGCACGGCUCCUACGAGGCCCUGAAGGGAGGCAACACCACCGAGGCCAUGGAGGACUUCACGGGCGGCGUGACGGAGUUCUACGAGAUGAAGGAGGCGCCCAAGGAGCUGUACAAGAUCAUGCAGAAGGCCCUGGAGAGAGGCUCCCUCAUGGGCUGCUCCAUAGACUCACUGGUCCCGGCCCGGUUCGAGACCCGCACCACCACCGGCCUGGUGAAGGGCCACGCCUACUCGGUCACCGCUGUGGAGGAGUGUAAACACUCCCAGCAGAAAGAGUCGAAGGUGCGCCUGGUCCGCCUGAGGAACCCCUGGGGCCAGGUGGAGUGGAAUGGCCCCUGGAGCGAUAACUCUAAGGAGUGGACCUCUCUGUCUAAGGGAGAGAAGGAUAAGCUGCAUCACCAGAGUGCUGAGGACGGAGAGUUCUGGAUGUCCUUUGAGGAUUUCAGGAAGAAUUACACCAAGAUUGAGAUCUGUAACUUGACGCCCGACGCCCUGGAGGAUGAUAAGAUCCACAAAUGGACCGUGUCUGUGAACGAGGGCCGCUGGGUCAGGGGCUGCUCUGCCGGAGGCUGCAGGAACUACCCAGACACGUUCUGGACCAACCCUCAGUACCGCCUGCGUCUGCUGGAGGAGGAUGACGACCCAGAGGACAACGAGGUGGCCUGCACCUUCGUGGUGACGCUGAUGCAGAAGAACCGGCGGAAAGAACGCAAAAUGGGCGCCAACCUCUACACCAUCGGGUUCGCCAUCUACGAGGUUCCCAAGGAGAUGCACGGUAACAAGCAGCACAUGCAGAAGGACUUCUUCCUGGUAAACGCCUCGAAGGCCCGCUGCAAGGCCUACAUCAACCUGCGGGAGGUGACUCAGCGCUUCCGCCUCAGCCCCGGCGAGUACGUGAUCGUGCCCUCCACCUACGAGCCCCACCAGGAGGGCGAGUUCAUCCUCCGAGUCUUCUCCGAAAAGAGGAACACCUCAGAGGAGAUAGAGAACAGGAUCGAGGCCGACCACCCAGUGCCUGCCCCUGCCUCAGUAGGAGAGGAGAGUGAUGAGGACCAGCAGUUCAGGAACAUCUUUCAGGAGAUAGCUGGAGAUGAAAUGGAAAUCUCAGCCAACGAACUGAAGAACGUCCUCAACAAGGUGGUUUCCCAACAUAAGGACCUGAACACAGAGGGCUUCAGUCUGGAGAGCUGCAGGAGUAUGAUAGCUCUGAUGGACAUGGACGGGACAGGCAGGCUCAACCUGCAGGAGUUCAGACACCUCUGGAACAAGAUCAAGCAGUGGCAGGGAAUCUUUAAACAUUACAAUGCAGACCAGACUGGUAGCAUCAACAGUUACGAGAUGAGGAACGCUGUCAACGAUGCAGGCUUCCGUCUCAACAACCAGCUCUAUGACAUCAUCACCAUGCGCUACGCCAACGAGAGCAUGAACAUCGACUUUGACAGCUUCAUCAGCUGUCUGGUGCGUCUGGAGGCCAUGUUCAGGGCAUUCCAGGCCUUCGACCAGGAGGGCGACGGGACGAUCAGUCUGAGCGUCCUGGAGUGGCUCCAGCUGACCAUGUAUGCCUAGACAGGCCCCUCCCCCAUCCUCUCCCAGGUCUCAGGCUUCUUAGAUAUCUCAGCCUCGUCCUUCUUCCGAAGCGCGCAGUCUCACUGGAGUCAUCCGCCUUGUUUUUUCUUUUUUUUAUUGACCACAACCAUACCACAUGUUCCGUAUCAUUUUCUCAGGCAUCAAACACACACAACCUCUCUUUUUCUGUCAUUAUACCUCUCAGCCUCCUUCUAGUCAUCCAUCUCUUUCACUGUUCAUCUCUCUGAGAGACUUCUGCUUAACCCCCGCCCUCCCCCCACACCACCUUUGACCUUUCUCAUACCAAACCGACCCAAAGCCCUCUCUUCAACAUCGCUUCGGUGAGCUGCUCAUGGGUGGACCGGGAGGACCGGGUGUGGGGCAGCCUCCUCCACCUUCUCCCUGCCCCAGGGGGCGAGGUGGCAGCGGCCUGGGGGGCCCCAACCCUGCGCUCCGCCGGGGGGGGAAGGAGAGCCAGACCGCCCCUGGCGUGAACACCAGAGGACUCCCUCAGCAGGCACACUCACGGUCACUAUGGAGCCCAAAUGACACGGCUAUGGGUUGGACAUUUUUAGUUUUUUUUUUGUGGUUUCUAAUUAAAGCUUUGGUCAAAUGAGUGUAUUGCAUUUUUAACCCUUUUAAACAAAUAAAUGAUUGUGUAGUUACUGGUUUGACUGUAACUGAAGGGGGGUAGUGUGGUUCACUUCUCUUCAUGUAGGGGACAGGAACAAGGAAUACCUGUGAACUGACUAGUGCUCCAAGUGACUAAUAAUAAAUCCUUAAAAAAAAAAGUUUUCAUGCACAUAAACAACAUUGCAAAUGAAAGGCAAAGGACCCAAAACACUUCCCAAAUAUUUUUUCUUUGCGAUAUUUUAUCUGAACUUUUAUUUAUAUUGCACUUACUUGCAUAUUUCGGUACAAAACAUCUGUUAAAAGUUAACAACUUUUGAAAUAAACUUGUCAAAGAAACUCAGGAAUGACAGGUAAGAGUUCAAUUGCAUGCUUUCCCCAGCCUUAAAACAGCGAGGAGACAAGUGGGGAGCCCGUCUGGGAAGGCCAGGGGCCUGGAAGGUCGACCGAGAUCUCAACCCACCCAAACCGGUCCGACCCAACCAAGCAAACCGCCACCACAGCAGGUGUGUCUUCACAACUGCUUCUUCAUCACACUGAUAAAAACUGAAUGUAAAGGAGUAUAGUUGUGUUGUCUUUUGUUUAAAGCAGUUUUACGUCGGUAAAAAAAAGGCAUAUUAAGUGAGCUUUGCUCCAGUUCUAUGUGUUGUAAGGGGUGAAGUAUGGCACAGGGCCUUGUGUUCCUCCAGCAUCUCCUUCACACACUUCCUCUCAGACCAGCCUGCUCUUCCUAAAGAAGCCUCGGCGUAGUACAGCUUCCUCCCAUCUUCCUCCUCGUAAAAAGGAUCCCAGAGUCAAGGAGCUCUAUAACAGGAUCACAGCUAUAUAAAAUCACUACCCAAGAUAUAAGCUCACUCAUUCAUGGGAAUAACAGAAAGGGAUGACUUCGUAAUCAUCUCUACAAUGAGGACUAAAUCUCACACACACACACAUUCACACAUGGAAACACACACUACUACUCCUCUAAAACGCCUCUAAACCUCCGCUUAACUUUCACGGCAAACCUAAAUCUUCACAGACCAAGUUACCAUGUUGCACCAAAUUCUUUCAUCACAAUCCUAAUAUUCGGUGAGCAACAUCCAAAAUAAAA